Molecule: messenger RNA, 481 nt
Organism: Lepisosteus oculatus (spotted gar)
Lineage: Eukaryota; Metazoa; Chordata; Actinopteri; Semionotiformes; Lepisosteidae
Source: RefSeq, a predicted model, not a curated record
AUGGCUUUCAUCUCGGUGUCGGGAGAGUGCCCCCUGUACCUGGAUGAGGUGCGUCACUUCCUGAGCCUGUGCCCCGAGCUGUCUCUGGGCUGGUUCGAGGAAGGCCGGCUCGUGGCGUUCAUCAUCGGCUCGCUGUGGGACCAGGACAAGCUCACCAUGGACGCGCUGACCUUGCACAAGCCGCAGGGCACCACGGUGCACAUCCACGUGCUGGCGGUGCACCGCACCUUCCGGCAGCAGGGCAAGGGCUCCAUCCUGCUGUGGCGCUACCUGCAGUACCUGCGCUGCCUGCCCUACGUGCGCCGCGCCGUGCUCAUGUGCGAGGACUUCCUGGUGCCCUUCUACGAGAAAUCGGGCUUCAAGGCGCAGGGCCCGUCCGAGAUCACCGUGGGGCCCCUGACCUUCAUCGAGAUGCAGUACCCCGUGGGGGGCCACGCGUUCAUGCGGCGCAACAGCGGCUGCUAGGCCGGGGGUCAUGUGG